Messenger RNA from Solanum lycopersicum (tomato), 1526 nucleotides. The record is from RefSeq and is a predicted model, not a curated record. Lineage: Eukaryota; Viridiplantae; Streptophyta; Magnoliopsida; Solanales; Solanaceae.
AAUCAACCGAAGAGAAAAGCGCCACUACACAAAACUGCAAAAACCGCCUCUUUCACUUGAACAACAGCAGCAGCAGCAGCAGCAGCUAUGGGGAAAAGCGAUGAUUCCAUUCAGAGAAGGAAGAAUAAGAAGAGUAGAAAGAAGCAAGAUGACAAGGUAUCUAAUCGUAUCGCUGGAAUCAUUGCUGCUAAGAAACGUCGACUCUCCGGCAAACGCCGUAUGUGUGAGGGAAUGUGCUAUAGUUUACCUACACCUGAGGAUCCAUUCAAUGAGAGGCAUGGAAAAGUUGAUCCUGUAAAGAAGAAGAAGAAGAAGCAGAACCAGUCGAAAAAGGGCAAGAACCCUAUUAAGAAGACCGGUUUACCACAAAAUUCUGACAAAUUAAAGGAAGAGUUCCACAUGCAUGCUCCAUCUAAGUUCUUAAUUCUCUGUUUGAAAAACAUUCAGGAUGACCUUCAGCAGGAUGGAGCCUUCAGUGGUAGAGAGGAAAAGCCUUUCUUCAUCCAUACAUGGGGAAUUGAAUUCUGGAAAUAUUUUACCAGUGGCAAAGAUAUUAUUGGUACAAAUCAAGCCCAUGCUACAACUGAGCAAAUUGCUUGGGUUGCAGCAACAACUGCUGAUGCCAUAUCAAGAAAGGAGAAAGAAGGUCUAUCAAUUAGCAACCCCUACCUUUUAUUCCUUGUUCCCUCCCAAGAGAAAGCUGUCAAGGUGCGGAAAAUAUGCAAGCCUCUGAAAGCUCUUGGAAUACAUACAGUGAGUCUGCAUCCUGGUGCUUCUAUAGACCACCAGAUUCAGGGCCUGAAGAACUGUGAGCCCGAAUUUCUUAUUUCUACUCCUGAAAGACUUCAAGAACUCCUCUCACAUGGUGCCAUUAAAACUUCUGAUGUUUCUUUCCUGGUUAAAGGCUAGGAUUAUGGUGGCAGUCUCCAAAUGAUAGGCAUAGAUGUGACUCUCACAAUUCCUCUUCUCCUUUCCAGUCCCUACAUGAUAAAAUAUCGAAAAACAAAAAAUUUCUGUAGGUCUCUUUCUCCUCUCUCGUUUGGUUUAUUUCCAAUUCUAUGGUUGGCAUUACUCUGAUUUCCUCUUUCUGUUAAACUUUGAUGUUUUCUUGUUAUGAUCCAUUCAGAGUUUUCAACAUUUUCGCUUGAUUUUUUUCUUUUCUAAUUGUGGACAGAGCAUUUGGGUCCUGCCUUGUAUACUGGUUUUUUAAAAAAGUUGUAUCUUGCCUUUCAUGUAAUGGAGCUAGCAUAUCUUCUUUUGUACUCUUUGCAUCUUCUUGAUGCCGAUAAUGAAACAACUUACUUCAUCAAAAAAAAAAAAAGUUGAAUCUUGCCUUGUAAUUGAGAUUAUUCAUUGUUAUCUCUUGUGGAGAAAUUUAGGAUGUUAUACUUUUGGCAGUUAUGCCACUAUCAUGUAUUCUCUUAUUUGAUUAUAUGGUCCAGUCAGACUGGGGUUUCGAGGUUAUAUUCAUGAUCUCUGAGAUGGAUAUGCAAGAUGUAUAUAUGUCAUUUACGUCACUAGCAUCA